AUGGAGAAUGACGAAGGAGACCGGGGCCUAAGCACCACUCUGCUGCCACUGGGGAGGGGGGGACCCGGCUGGCUGGCUGGCUGGUGGGGACUCCUCUGCUGCUGCUGCUGCUGCUGCUGCUGGUGGUGGAUAGUGGGGGCAGCUAGGACCACAGCUGGGCGCUGGCUGCGACCACUAGUGGCGGGGACUGCUGCUGGCUACUGGCUGCAGCUGGCGCAGGCGAGGACCGCUGCUGGCUGCUGGCAUAGACCGCUGCUGGCUGCCAGUGGUGACCGCUGCUGGCUGCCGGCGGGGACCUCUGCUGGCGAGGACCGCCGCUGGCAGAGACCGCUGCUGGCUGCUUCCUGCUGCGUGCUGGCUGGACUGACGCACGCCGACAGGCUGGCUGACUGGCUGGCUGGCUGGCUGGCUGGCUGGCUGGCACCUGCAACACCUAUCACUUCGAUCGUGGGGGCAGCUAGGACCACAGCUGGCCGCUGGCUGCGACCACUGGUGGCGGGGACUGCUGCUGGCUACUGGCUGCAGCUGGCGCAGGCGAGGACCGCUGCUGGCUGCUGGCAUAGACCGCUGCUGGCUGCCAGUGGGGACCGCUGCUGGCUGCCGGCGGGGACCUCUGCUGGCGAGGACCGCCGCUGGCAGAGACCGCUGCUGGCUGCUGCCUGCUGCGUGCUGGCUGGACUGACGCACGCCGACAGGCUGGCUGACUGGCUGGCUGGCUGGCUGGCUGGCUGGCAGGCUGGCUUUCACCUGCAACACCUAUCACUUCGAUCGGUACCAGAAUAG
Molecule: messenger RNA, 783 nt
Organism: Schistocerca piceifrons (Central American locust)
Lineage: Eukaryota; Metazoa; Arthropoda; Insecta; Orthoptera; Acrididae
Exons: 2
Coding region: 1-783 (260 amino acids)
Source: RefSeq, a predicted model, not a curated record